Solanum tuberosum (potato) is the source of this 632-nucleotide messenger RNA. Its product is annotated as ethylene-responsive transcription factor ERF003-like. Gene Ontology annotation, molecular function: DNA binding; DNA-binding transcription factor activity. NCBI's taxonomy places the organism in Eukaryota, Viridiplantae, Streptophyta, Magnoliopsida, Solanales, Solanaceae. The transcript has 2 exons. Bases 119 to 598 code for a protein of 159 amino acids. Gene Ontology annotation, biological process: regulation of DNA-templated transcription. The record is from RefSeq and is a predicted model, not a curated record.
GAGUCGCUUACAAAAGCCCCUGAAAACCUUUAACCUUCUUCCCCUACAUCUCUUAUAGCCAUAGGAGUAUCAAAUAUACUCAUCACUUCUCCUACUUUUAUAGCCUCUAAAUUUCCCCAUGUCUCGACCACAACAAAGAUAUCGAGGUGUUCGCCAGCGGCAUUGGGGAUCUUGGGUUUCCGAAAUUCGUCAUCCUUCAUUGAAGACAAGGAUAUGGCUAGGAACAUUUGAGACAUCAGAGGAUGCUGCGAGGGCAUAUGAUGAAGCAGCAAGACUCAUGUGUGGUUCAACAGCACGGACUAAUUUCCCUUACAAUGCCACAGAGUCGACACGGUUUCUGUCUUCUGCUUUGAUAGCUAAACUUCAAAAAUGCCACAUGACAUCUCUCACUGCUACGUCAAAAAGACCUGGAAAGACAAAAUUGGAAGAUAAAAAAGAGAAGGAGAUAUCCACGAACAGGGGAGAUGGAGAAGAAAGGCAGAGUGAGAGUGCAUCACAACAGUACAUGAAGGCACUGGAAGAUGAACAUAUAGAGCAGAUGAUUGAGGAAUUGCUUGAUUAUGGAUCUAUUGAGAUGUGUUCUGUUCUCAAUGAAUAAGAUUAUAAAUGCAAUAAAUUAGCUUCAAAUGGAA